Sarcophilus harrisii (Tasmanian devil) is the source of this 9795-nucleotide messenger RNA. RefSeq names its product fibroblast growth factor receptor substrate 3 (gene FRS3). NCBI's taxonomy places the organism in Eukaryota, Metazoa, Chordata, Mammalia, Dasyuromorphia, Dasyuridae. The coding region runs from base 2275 to 3861 and encodes 528 amino acids. The transcript has 6 exons. Gene Ontology annotation, cellular component: cytoplasm. Gene Ontology annotation, biological process: cell surface receptor protein tyrosine kinase signaling pathway. The record is from RefSeq and is a predicted model, not a curated record.
GGACCGCGGAGGAAGGACCCGCCCCCGCCCUGCCCUUGCGGGCGUCCCUGAGGGCCCCGACGCGCGGAGACCCCUUCCCCGCCGCGGGCCACGGUCUCGCCUCCGGGCCUGGCGGGGGCGGGGGCGGGGGGGGGGGGGGGGGGGCCGCCGCAGCGGCCUCCCGCCCUCCUCAGCUCUGGGCGCCGAGUCUGCAGCCUGGGCGCUGAGAGCGGGCGCUGCAGGGGCCCCGCGCCGCAGGCUGAGAAACUUAGGGCUGGGGGGCCUGAGCACCUGCAUGUUAGAACAGACAUGCAUGAAUGGCCUGUUAGAGCGGAACUGAAAGGAACCCGAGAACCCAGAACGUUAGAGCAACAGAACGGCAGGACGGGAAGGGGCUGCGAGCCCAGAACGUUAGAGCAUCAGACCAUAGAAUAGCAGGACUGCACUAUAUUUUAGACUGGUAUUGUCAAACUCAAUAGAAAGGGAGCCCUGAACCAUUCACAAGGAUCUCUGUGGUCUGCAUAUUGACUUAGUUUUAAAAUGUAAUAUUUGUAUGUUAUUAUAUUUUUAUAAAUGUUUCCUAAAUUGCACUUUAAUUGGUUCUGGUCGUCGGCAUAAUUGACAGAAUCAGGCAGAUAAUGCAGGAGUGCAGAACGUAAGGCUCCGUGGUACGGAGAAUAUUAGAAUACAGAGUUUGGAAUGUGAGAGAUGGAAAGAUAGGGCUGAAACCGAGCCAAGAACGUGGAGCGCCAGAAAAUAGAACGUGAAGUCAGAGGGGCUAGAAGGAACUUCGGACAUAAAAUGUUAGAAUAUGAAACACAGAAUGUUAAACCUAGAAGGGAUUUCAGUUUGUCCAAUAAAGGAAGAAAUAGGCCUGGAGUUACUUGCCCAAGACCUAUGUGGCUAGUCAGGGCAAGGGCUCAAACUCCGUGCUCCUGUUUCCCUAGGCCUGUACUUUUUCUGUUAUGUUGUUAUCUAAAGGGAUCUUGGAACAUCUUGCUUGGCAAGUUUUAGUAGGUAACAGUCUGAUCUCUUUGCAGGGCAGAGGAGUGCAUGGAGGUGUCAGGUGGGUUGCCCAGAAAUUUUGGGAAACAGUUGGGCAUAGCAAGGUCUGAUUCAGGAUAGAAAUAGUCUAAAAGCAUAUUUGUUACUAUUAGGAACUGGAUUGAUUUAGAAAACAAAAUAUUUCUUGUGAUUUAUGCUGUUGAGUGUAAUGGAAAGAGCACUUAAGAGUAGAGAAUCUGAAGUCAAAUUCCAGCUCUGUUACUACCACUUUGUUACUAUUACUCUGUUACUGAAGGGAGUUAUUUGCUCAUUUGGAACAAUAUUACAAGUCUCAAUUUUCCCGUUUGUUACAAAUUACAUUUAGCUUGAACUAGAUGAUAUAAUGUAUCUUAAAGCUCUAUUUAAGAGUCUAUCAGUCUAUUAAGAGACUGAUAAAACAAAAGGGUUCAGUUUGAGGGCUAUUCAGAGGGCUCCUUCUUGGAAUCAGGAAGACUUGAGUUUAGAUCAUGAUAAAAACUAGCUAUGUGACCUUGCACAAGUAAUUUAGCCUGUUUCUUCAAUGAUAAAAUAGGGAUAGUAACGGGAAUUACUUUUCAAUAUUGUUGUGAAGACCAGGUGAGAUAAUGGUUUUAAAAAGCAUAGUUCCUGGCACAUAAAGAAAGCUCUAUAUAAUUAUUUCCUUUCUCCUUUACAGAUAUCUAAGUUUUGUGUGUUCUGAGAUUUAGCUAUAUUAUUGGUCCUAUAGCCAGAGAAUUCAGGCAUUAUAAGACUUCAAAUAAAGGAGCACCUUUAGAGGGUUCCAGAAAAUGGAAUUGGAAGGGAAACUUGCCUUAAUAAUUCCUGCCUUAUUUGUCUUGUAAGUUCUUUGAAAAACUGAAUGUAUUACGUAGACAAAGGAUGAUUUUCAUGGCAAUAAGAUUCGAAGCAAGGUGGUUUCCUUGACAAUCAUAACCUCUAGGCCAUGGAUGAAAGAUCUCUGGCUAAACCUGCUGUCCCAUUGUCUUCUUUGCCAGGUGAACUUUGGGCCUAUCCCAGAUGGAGCCUGGGUAACUUCUUUUCAAGAUAACUGCCACGAUGCCCCACUGAAGAUUGUGGGGAUAAAGUAGGAGUUCUCUCCUGUCCCCUUCCCAUGGUCAGCUCCCCAAUGGCCUGGGUGAGCACAAUCCUUGACGGAAUAGAUGCUUGUGAAUUGGACUGGGGAGGCAGAGGUGCAGGGGGUAGAAAACCCCCUACAAGGCUUUGUACGAGGCUCCAUACCUAGGAGCAGAGUAUAUUCUGGGACUCUGCCUCAUGAGCUUACUGCUUCUGUCCUGCAUUUUCAUCUCAGAGCUGACCAGCUGUUUUGACAUCAUGGGAAGCUGCCUUGGCUGCCUCUACAGAGACAGUAUACCAAAUAACCAUCCUACUAAAUUCAAGGUAAUAAACGUGGAUGAUGAGGGAAUGGAGCUGGGCUCUGGGGUGAUGGAGCUGACCCAGAGGGAGCUGGUGCUGCACCUCCACAGGCGUGAUGCUGUGCGGUGGCCCUACCUCUGCCUGCGGCGAUACGGCUUCGACUCCAACCUCUUCUCCUUUGAGAGUGGCCGGCGCUGCCAGACAGGACAGGGCAUCUUUGCGUUCAAGUGCUCUCGGGCUGAGGAGCUCUUCAACCUCCUACAGGAUCUGAUGCAGUGCAAUAGCAUUAGUGUGAUGGAAGAGCCAGUCAUUGUCACUCGGAGCAGCCACUCAGCCGAGGUUGGCCUGCCCCAGACCCCCCAUGCUGCUAAUGCUCUGGGCUACACUGUGUCUGGCUUUUCUAAUGGCUUCCCCAACUUCCCUGGAGAUGGCCCACCAUAUUCCACUCCUCGUCCUGCUUCUAUGAGCAGCUUGCGACAUUCUUCCCUUGGAGAGGAGUCCACCCAUGCCCUUAUAGCCCCUGAGGAGCAGUCCCAUACCUAUGUCAACACACCUGGAAAUGAGGAAGACAGAAGGGGCCGGCGCUGCCUACAGCCUUUGCCUGAGGGUCGGGUAGGGUUCCCUUCGAGGGCUCGAAGCUGUGUCCUAGACAGCCGAGACCCCAAGGUGUUCCUGCAGCCAGGUCAGGUGAAGUUUGUCCUGGAUCCAAGCUCCACACUCCGUCAUGUGGUGAAGUGUCAGGGUUAUUGUGGCAGCCCUGGGCCAGAAUGUGGGGGUCCUCUCUGCCCUGGCCAGCAGGGUGGACCAGCCCACAACAACAACAACGAGUGCCCGGCUGAGUGUCUGGCUCAGCCCAAGUGUACGUAUGAAAACCUCACUGGUGGGGGGCUGCCCCGUGGUGGGAAUUGGAGACUGAGCCAAGAGGAGCUGAGCUGGAAUGGCUUUUCACAGCGACGGGCAGCUCUUCUACACUAUGAGAACCUGCCUUCACUGCCACCUGUGUGGGAGAGCCAGGCUCACCAGCCAGGAGAUGAGGAUGAUGGGGACUCCAGAGAUGGGCUGACCCCUUCCUCCAUUGGCUACCCUGAUGGUGGUGAUGAGGAUGAGACGCCACUCCAGAAUUACAUAAAUGCUCGGGCUGCCCCUCGAAGUCACAUCAACUUCCCUGUGCCGCUGUCCCGCCGGCGGGGGUCUCCUCGAGUAUUCAACUUUGACUUCCGUCGACCAGGUCCAGAACCACCCCGACAGCUGAACUACAUUCAAGUGGAACUGAAGGGCUGGGCUGGGGACCACCCCAAGGAGCACCAGAGUCCCCCAGCUCCUCGUCCUCCAGUGCCCUCUGCCUAUCCCACCCGCCGGUCAGAUUCUUACGCUGUGAUUGAUCUUAAAAAGACCGCAGCCAUGUCCAGCCUACAAAGGGCGCUACCCCGAGAUGAUGGCACUUCCAGGAAAACCCGCCACAAUAGUACUGACCUGCCACUGUAGGGAGAGGCCCACUCAUCAUGGCCCAGAGUGUGCCUUCCUAUAGCCCUCCUCUUCCUCUUCCAUCUCCAUCCAAGGAGAUUUUAGCCAUUGGUUCCCAAUGUUCCUGGAUCCAUUUUCCUUAACUCCCCUCUAGAGGGUUUGCUGCUGCUUUGCUGGAGGACACUGGGGCAGGGAGCAUCAUACCCUGAUGCAUGCUGGGGUUCACCAAGAUACGUACUACUGGGCUUGGGGUCUCCUGGAGUCAGCCUUCUGGGAAGAGGGUACUUGGGAGAGGAGGGAGCAAAGCUGUGAACUGUGAAAAGAGAUCAUUUGUGAUCACAUUUGAAGCUACUCAAUUAGGUGUCUUGUCUGUCUUUUUUUUUUUCUGUUGCAGUUUGGAAGCAUUUUGUACUUUGAUUUAUUUAUCAGUUUAUUUUUCUAUUUAUUGUUUUAAAUGUUAUUUAACAUAUUUAUUAAUUAUUAUUAUUAUUAUUUUUAAAUCCUGGCUCUGUGGCUGAUGUUACCGUUGUGUUGGAGUUCCUUUCUGGGGAGGGGAUGGAAUUUGGGAAAGUCUUCUUGGGUUAGAACUGGAGGACUCUUGAAGGAAGGCUUUUUGAGGAAGCCCAGGCAGCUCUGGGUUAUGUCUUAAGGGCUAUGACUAUUUCUUAUUCUCCUCUUAAGGGAUCCUGGCCCAGAAGUUGCCUCAACACUGUCUCAUUAAAGUCUGGCUAACAGAACAACAGCUGGGACCCUGGGUAGAGAAAGGGAAUCUCCUUUCGUGAAUGACCUUGUAUGUAAUUCAUUAGAAUAAGCAUUUAAUAAGUGCCUACUGUGUGCCAGGCAUUGUGCUCGGUGCUGGGGAUACAAAGAGAAAAUAGAAACAAAUCACUUUAGGGGGGUGUUGGGGAAGGAAGGAACAACAUGUAUAAAAAUAAUAUAAAAUGUACAUAAAUUUAAUACCAAGUGAUUUGUGGAGAGCAUUAACAAUUUGGGUUGGGAACUAAGGCUUGAAAAGGGCUGAGGAUAGCACUGGGGGCAUGGAAGAUGUCCUCUGUUUCCUCUCUGACAGCCCCAGCUCUUCCCCUGACUUCGUAUUUCCCUUAUGCAGCUUUUCCUGUUUAACCAGGGUUAAAGCAGCAGCAGCAGCAGUAGUAGGAGGUGGGCUUGGAUGUGGGACCCAGGUUCAUAUGCAGACUCUGCUACUGCCUAUGUGAUUUGAGACCUCAGAUGCUAUUCUAUAAAGUGAGGGAGGUGGGAUGAGCCGGGAGAUGAACUCUAGGGUCCCAUCUAACUCGAGUUUUUGGUCUAAGUACCUGAGGCCUGGGUAGGAGUAUCAGGAGGGCACAGCCAUCUCCUGUCCUCUUUGUACCUCAGUUUCCUCACCAGGCCUGAACCCUGAUAAUGACAGAGUUCCUAUUUCUAGAAGGCUUUAGGCUUGCCCAAGUAUUCUCUAUAGCCUUGUGAAGAUGGCAGCGCCAACACCACCACUGCCGUUGCUGAGACAAUGAAGACCUAGAGAGAUGAAGGCCUUCCUCCUGCCGGGAUAGGAAUUCUGGUCCCCCGACUCCAAGCCCAGUGAUGUCUCCACUAAACCACUCUGCCUCUCCAACUGAGCUGAAGAGAAGGCCAAAUCAUCCUCGGUAAUGAAGAGGAAACAGGCCCGAGGAACCCCAGAUACACCCACCGGGAAUGGAAAGAGGCGCUGUUCAAGCUCAGCCUGGCCUCGCUCCCCUGCCCACAUCCACAACGGCUUAUCUUCCCCUGUGAAAAAGGGCAGGGGAUUCCAAAUGGGAAGACUUGGGUUUAAGCACAGGCUCUUUCGAGAGGCAUCUUGACAUGGAAAGAGCUAGAUGGCCUGUAUACAAAUGUUGCUUGGCAUAAUGGGAAGAGCAGUGGUUCUGCCAUCAAAGAAUCUGGAUUUAAGUUUCAUCUUUGAAAUUUAUUACCUGAGAGACCCCAAUGAAGUCACUAGACCUCAGUUUCCUUAUAUAUAAAAUGAGAACAGAAUUUGCACUAUUACCUCUGUGUGGUGAGGCAAGUGCUUUGUUAACUGUUCAAAGUGCCAUAGAAAUGCGAGCCAUUAUCACUUGUGGGAUUUGGGGCAAGAUAGAGGCAGCCAGAUGGCUGAGUGGAUAGAACACUGGACUUGGAAUCAGGGAGACCCAAGUUCAAAUCCUACCUCAGACACUUACUAGUUGGACAAUUUAGCCUGGGCAAUUCGUUUAACUUCUCUCGCCUCAGUUUCCUUGUCUGUGAAAUAAGGGAAUUGGACUCAAUGGCAUUAAAUGUCCCUAAUUCUGUGGUCCAUAAUUCUGUAAGUUCCAUCACAUCUCUGAGCCUCAGUUUCUUUAUCUGUAAAAUGGAGUUGGACUAAAUUUCUAAACUUCGUUUGAGCCUUAAAUCCUAUAAAUUUGUAAGCAGUGUGCCUCUGGAUAUGUUGUUUUAUCUCUGAGCUUCAGUUUCCUGAUCUGUAAAAUGUGGAUAAUAAUACCUAUGCUCUGGAACCCUUGUGGGGUUGCAAGGAAAGGGAUUUGCAAGCUUUAAAGGCCUGCAGGAAUAGGAGUGGUAAUUGUUAUAAUCAUGACCAAUUCCCUAGAGCCCCCCUUCACCUGUCUGGGGAUCAUCCACCCCAACCAGCUUCCUAGUGACCUUGGGCAUUGUCUGUGACUAUCAGUGACAUACUUAAUGGGGGAUGGACACAUAACAGGAUGUGUGAGUCCCAUUAUCUGGAGGCCCAGUAUGGUUCCUGGAAUCAUGUCCAUCUUCCUCCUCUUCCCCUCUGGCCUAUGGCUUUACUCCAGGGUGACCAUUCUGGGUGUGAUUUUAUUUUUAUAGGGUGGGUCAUAUAUGGAAGAAUGGAUGGAUUUCAUUUCCUGACAUAACAGUAGUUAGGCAGUGAAUUAGGUUACCUUCCUUUGGGUCAUUUCUGGGCUACCUUAGCUUUGCUUAGCCCCCAGCUCCUUUUCUACUGAGAGAGGCAGGAAUCUGGUGGCCUCCUGUUUCAGACUGGACCAAGAGAGAGGUAAGAGGAAAGAGCCCUCAAUGUGUGUUUCUCAAAAAGAGGGAAUAAACCUUGCACUGCAGGCAGUCAGCCAGCACAUAUGAUGUGCCAGACACUGUGCUAAACACUGGGGAUACAAAAGUCCUUGAGGAGCUGACAUUCUGUUAAGGAAAACACCUUGCAUACAUAAUAAAUACAAGUUGAUUUUGGGAAGGCGGAAGGCUCUAAUAACAAGGGAGAUGAACAUUUUCAUGUCCAAGGUGGUGCUUGAGAAAAGUAAGAAUUUGCUAACCAGCCUCUUCAAUCUCACUUUACCUCAGUUUCCUCAUCUGUAAAAUAAGAAUAAUAAUCCUGGGUUUCCUCACAUGGUGUUAGGUGUUGUGAAGAUCAAGUGGUACAAAGGCUGUGAAAUUGCAUUGUACAAUGCAAAGCUCUGGUUUCUUGUUUUUUUACUAACUAACUGUCAGAGUUUCUAGGGCCUCAUCUUUGCUGCCUCUUCUCUGGAGAAGUAAAACAAGCCUGGACUACUCCAAAAGACUCUUGGGUAAUCUCAUUCCUCUCUUCAUCAUUCCUCUGAACUUUCCCUUCAAAUUGGAGGAUGGGGUGGGGAGGGGGGGAUGUAAGGUAAAAGUUCUUCCCCCUACACCUUACCUAAUUACAGGAACUAUUCCCUCUAACAGAACUAAUUCAACUUUGAGAAAGGAUGCUUCUAGCAAAGGGUGUCUGAAACUCAAAUUUUCCUUCUUGGGGAGGAAAGGAGGAGCAGGGAUAGUGCUAGGCCUUCCUGACCCUGGAAAGGGGCAGGAUUGAAUAAUACCCAUCGGAGUAUUUAUUGCUCAUUAGUCUAACUAUUUGACUCCAGCCACCAGGAGGUCCUGCUGAUAAGCUUGGGUGUGGUGUCAUGAUGGAAGUCAUUUUUCCUUCAUCACCAUCACAGCUACCACUAUCAUCACCAUCAUCAUCAGUUUGUGUUUGCUGAUGCUCCAGUUCUUUUUUUUAGAAACAGGAUGGUUGACUGCCUGGCCCAGCCCCCAGGGCAUACCCCCAAAGAGGAAUGGAUACAGCUUCCUAUUCAGAUCUGGCCUUUCUUGUUGGACCAGGAAGGGUCCUGGUCCUGCAAGCCCACUCCUUGGCAACAAUAACAUCUAACCUUUAUAUAAACACUUUUAACUUUGCAAAGCCUUCUUCCUUAUCUCAUUUGAUACUUACCAUACACCUGUAAGGUAGGGAAGGUAGAUUUUUAUCCCCAUUUGAUAGAGGAGAAAACUGGCGUUAGAGACAUUAAUUAAGUCUGUUGGUACUAAGUACUCUAUAGGCUAAGAACUGGGUUUGGAGUCCUGGACCUUUCAUCUUUAUCACUGGAUGUAGUCAUCCAUCUAAACCAUCUAAAUUCAGCCCCAGCAGUACCACUUUCUAAUAGUAUGGGCCUGUUUCCUAAUCUAUAAAAACAAUCUCUGCAUUCCCUACUUUACAAAGUUGUUGCAAAAAAAAUACUUGAUUAUUAUUUGUCCUUUCUCAAAAGAGGACCAAUGGCAUCAGGGGGUUACUAUCUUGAUUUGAGAGUGAAUUGGAUUUAAGUGAGGCAAAGAUGUGUUAAAUUAUUAGCCUCAUUUUUUUUUCUCCAGAAUCAUCAGUCCAGUGGCAGUACCUAGAUUAGAAUGACUAGUAAUGACCCAGGAUGCAGUGGGGGACCUUGUGCUUUUUAAACUGGGGUCUUUCCCUGGUCUCAGUUUGUUUGAGGCAACACCCAUUCAGUGAUUAAGGUCUAGGUAAGAAUUGGGGCAAAAGAUGGCCUAAGUUGCCUUCACAAAAGAAUCAGAUUCUUCAGAGUUUCUGUCUAGAACAGAAAUAAUUGCUAUUUAUAUUCACUCACUUUGUACACCUUUGAGGGCUGUAUGAUUGGGAGCAAAUGAGGUUUAAAGAUACUGAUUCAAAGCUUGCAACUGAAAGUGGUUCGGAGCAGUUUCAAGAUAUCUUAGGAGCAUAAAGAUAUAUCCUGACCUAUCCUUAUUCCCUAUAUUUCAUGUGUGUAUAUGUGUAUGUGUGUGAGUGUGUGUGUGAGUGUGAGAAAGCCACGUGUUGAUAGAAUCUCCUUGAGUUCUUGAUUCAGGUGUUCCCUUGUGAAUUCCAGGACCCUGGGGAAUCAGGAUGACAGCCUUGGUUUUGUUAAUUAUAUGUUGAACCAGUAUAAUUAAAACCAGCCUCAGCAAGAGAAGACAGGCUGGUGGUUUGCAUACUUACCCUUUCCUCCUCUCCUGAAUUAUUCUUCAAACUUCACACUGGCAUAGUCUCCUGUAGUUUUACAUGUAACAGGUCCUCUGGAAUCCCUUCUCUUCUUUACUUAGGAGAGUAUGUGGUCCAAAGUGUCAAGUGAAGGCCUGACCUUGAAAGCAAUGAAGUCUAGUGGAAAGAGCAUCAGAUUUGGAGUCAAGGGGAACUUAGGUUUAAAUUCUGACUUCAUUAUUUACCAUUGUAAUAUUUGUGCCUUCCCUAGGAGAUUAUCUCCAAUUUAUCCUGUCUAUAUCUUUUUUUUUUUUUUAACAUAGUUAAUUGCAUGUUGUCUCCCUCAUCAGAUUGUAAGCUCUUUGAGGGCAGACUUGUUUUUGUUUUUCUUUGUAUACCUAGUACUUAUGUGCCUGGUGCAGAGUAAGUGCUUAAUAAAUACUUAUUGAGGUCUUCCCCUUUCUGGACCUUACUUUUUUUAUCUGUAAAAUGAAUAAGGGGUACUGUUCAUUGUUGGUGAAACCCAUAGGCUCAUCACUUUAGGAAAGGAAGCAACCUGAUGAUAUUCUGUAUGCCGAUCCCUUUCUUUUAUGUAUGAGGAAUAUGAGAUUCAGGAAGUUACAUGACCUCUCCAAGAUUUUACUAGGAAUAGGGUUAGAUAGAGAAUUAGAAUGAAAUCCUCUUUCUAGAGGUAGUCUCAUUCUAUUGUUCCAUGCUGCCUUGAUUAUUUU